AUGUGUACACGGAAUAAGAAAGAAACAACUAAUACUUUGAUGCUCGUGGUUUCCCUCCUUAUCAUUCUAAUCUCGAUUAAUCCCUCACACCAAUCUGAACACUCAUCCCCUCUCUCCCAACUAAAUCCAAGGCUCUCCAAAGCUUACACAGCUCUCCAAGCAUGGAAACACUCAAUCACUUCUGACCCCAAGAACUUCACCUCCAAUUGGUGUGGCCCUUAUGUUUGCAACUACACUGGCAUCUACUGUGCACCAGCCCCAGAUGAUUCACACAUCCUUACAGUUGCUGGAAUAGACCUAAACCAUGGCAACAUAGCUGGAUCAUUGCCAGAGGAACUUGGCCUCUUAACUGAUCUAGCCCUUUUCCACAUAAACUCCAAUCGCUUCUGUGGUUCCCUCCCAAAUAGCUUUAGCUACCUUCACCUUCUCCAUGAGCUAGAUAUCAGCAACAACCAAUUCUCAGGAACAUUUCCUGAGGUUGUUCUUUGCCUCUCUUCACUAAAAUUCUUGGAUAUCAGAUUCAAUGGGUUUCAAGGCAAAGUUCCUUCGAGCCUUUUCAACCUUAAACUCGAUGCCCUUUUCAUCAACAACAACAAAUUUCAAUUCUCUUUGCCUGAAAACUUUGGGAACAUUCCUGCCUCUGUGGUUGUGUUUGCAAACAAUGACCUCAGGGGUUGUAUUCCAUCAAGUUUGGCCAAAAUGAAGGAUACCCUUAACGAGAUUAUCAUAAUGAAUAGUGGUAUAAAUGGUUGUUUGCCACCGGAAAUAGGGAAUUUGGACAAAGUCAGAGUGUUUGAUGUGAGCAUGAACAAUCUGGUUGGAGAAUUGCCUGAAUCCAUGGGAAGAAUGAAGAGUUUGGAACAGUUAAAUGUGGCGCAUAACAUGUUGUCUGGCACGAUUCCAGAGAGUAUAUGCACACUGCCAAGGUUGGAGAACUUCACGUAUUCAUACAACUACUUCUGCACUGAAUCACCAUUGUGUCUCAAGUUGCCAGAUAAGGAUGAUCGAAAGAAUUGUAUUCCUUAUAGGCCAUUGCAAAGGUCAACUCACGAUUGUGCAGCUUUUUAUGCUCAUCCUGUUGAUUGUACUUCGUUUGGUUGCUCCUUUAGAACUGCAUCACCACCUCCACCUCCUCCUCCACCACCUCCUCCUCCACCUCCACCCCCGCCGCCACCACCACCUCCGCCUCCACCUCCGCCACCACCGCCUCCACCUCCGCCACCACCACCACCUCCUCCUCCGGCAGCUUACUACCACUAUCUCUGA
Molecule: messenger RNA, 1266 nt
Organism: Gastrolobium bilobum
Lineage: Eukaryota; Viridiplantae; Streptophyta; Magnoliopsida; Fabales; Fabaceae
Product: leucine-rich repeat extensin-like protein 6
Exons: 2
Coding region: 1-1266 (421 amino acids)
Molecular function (GO): protein binding
Source: RefSeq, a predicted model, not a curated record